GGCAGAGGAGGACGCACUCGGAGUCGGAUCAACUAGUAACCGCCGCCGUCCCUCACACUGCCAUGGUCUCAGCGACCGCAGCAGCAGCGCCGCGUUUCCUUCUGCGGAGGUGAAACUUUGGAAAGAAAAAAAGAAGAAGAAGAAGAAAGGAGACGCCAUGCCGCUGGACCCCACAGCCCCGCGGGAGUAAGAGCGACACGGCGGAGCUCCGAGUGCCCACGAACCGACACCACAAAGAGGCGAAGCGGCAGAGGAGGAGGAGGCGGAGGAAGAAGCCGUCGGUGCAGUUUUAACGCUCGGAGGGAAAGACGGCAUCCGGCCUGAAGAGAAGCUCCGAGGUCGGGGACUCCGGUCGGAGCAGCGUUCACCGUUUCUGGCCGCCCCUUCCCGAGAGCUCCAUGGAGAAGAUGAAGCGGUUCAAACGGCGUCUCUCUCAGACCCUGCGAGGCAGCCACACCAUCGACGAGUCGCUGUCCGAGCUGGCCGAGCAGAUGACCAUCGAGGAGAACGGCCUCAAGGACAGCGAGCCCAUCGUGAGAAAUGGCCGCCCUCCUUCGGCCCACAGCGUUCACUCCUUUCUCCACCAGUACACGGGCUCUUUCAAGAAGCCGCCGCUCCGGCGACCUCAGAGCGUCAUCGGAGGAGGCCUGGGGUCUCUCAUGGUCAUGCCUCGGAACGGCAGCCGCCUCGAUAUCGUCCAUGAGAACCUGAAGAUGGGCUCAGACGGGGAGAGCGACCAGGCGUCAGGGACGUCCUCUGAUGAAGUGCAGUCGCCCACAGGUGUUUGUCUGAGGAACAGAGGGAACCGGCGCAUCUCCGCCGAGGACUUAAACAAACGUCUGUCCCUGCCGGCCGACAUCCGGAUACCCGACGGUUACCUGGAGAAGCUGCAGCUGAGCAGCCCGCCGUUCGACCAGCCGCUGAGCCGCCGCUCCCGCCGGGCGUCACUGUCCGAAAUUGGCUUUGGGAAGCUGGAGACGUACAUCAAACUGGACAAACUGGGGGAGGGCACCUACGCCACCGUCUUCAAGGGGAGGAGUAAGCUGACAGACAACCUGGUGGCGCUGAAGGAAAUCCGACUGGAGCACGAGGAGGGGGCGCCGUGCACGGCCAUCCGAGAAGUGUCUCUGCUGAAGGACCUGAAACACGCGAACAUCGUGACCCUGCACGACAUCGUCCACACAGACAAGUCGCUCACACUGGUUUUCGAGUACCUGGACAAAGACCUCAAGCAGUACAUGGACGACUGCGGGAACAUCCUGAGCAUGCAGAAUGUCAAGAUCUUUCUGUUCCAGAUCCUGCGAGGCUUGGCCUACUGUCACAGACGGAAAGUCCUCCACAGAGACCUGAAGCCCCAAAAUCUGCUCAUAAACGACAGAGGGGAGCUCAAACUGGCCGACUUCGGCCUGGCGAGAGCCAAGUCGGUGCCCACUAAAACAUACUCCAACGAGGUGGUCACACUCUGGUAUCGGCCUCCCGACGUGCUGCUGGGCUCCUCUGAGUACUCCACGCAGAUCGACAUGUGGGGUGUGGGCUGUAUAUUCUAUGAGAUGGCUGCUGGCAGGCCCCUGUUCCCAGGCUCCACAGUGGAGGACGAGCUGCACCUCAUCUUCAGGCUGCUCGGCACUCCCACAGAGGAAAGCUGGCCCGGAAUAUCCUCCAUCGAAGAGUUCAAGACCCACAAGUUCCCCAAGUACAAGACACAACCCCUAAUAAAUCAUGCACCCAGGUUGGACACCGAUGGAAUCGACCUCUUGAUGUCAUUCCUGAAAUACGAAUCCAAAAAGAGGAUCUCUGCUGAUGAAGCGAUGAGGCAGCCCUACUUCAGGAGCCUGGGGCCACGUGUGCACACGCUGCCAGAGAACAUAUCCAUAUUCACACUGAAGGAGGUGCAGCUGCAGAGAGACCCCGGCUACAGGAACUCGUCGUACCCCGAAUCAGGCAACGGGAAGAACAGAAGACAGAGCAUGCUGUUUUGAAGUCUCUGGACUGGAUUGUGUUUGUUUUGUUUUUUAAAAAUUUAAUUUCAUUUUGGAAGGAUCUCUGAGCUGUACAGUCUUCCCGACCGAUCGGAAACCUGAGAAGGAUGCUGAUGUGGAACAUCAUGAUUACCAUCCCCCCCCCCCCCCCCCCCCCCCCCCCCCCCCCCCCCCCCCCCCCUCCCCCUACCCUCCCACUACCUGGGAUGCUGGUCCACAGCAGGAGCCCCCAGCCCCCCCUCCCUGGCUCUCAAGAGACAUUUAUAUACUGUACAUCUAUAUUUAUUGAGACGAGAAUUUGCUGCUAAAUCCAACUACUGUCUAGAAUUCUAACUGGCUCAGUCACUUUAAUGAAGACAUGCAAUGUGUAUAGAUUUCUAAUGACUUUUGUUUCCUUUUCUUUGAAGUGGUGGUAUUUUUAGUGAUUUUAUUUUAUUUUUUUUCUCUUCAUUGGUUCCAUUUUCAUACAUAAAACUCCACCUCGAACCUCCUCUUUGUGUGUGUGCGCCUGUUUGCAUGGAUGGAUGGAUGUGUGUGUGUGUGAGUGUGUGUGAGGCCCACAGACGGAGGGAUGUUUCUGUAGCAGUUCAGACGGAGUCAAGCAGUGUUUUUUCUUCUCUUCUUUUUUUUUUUUUUUUCCGUUGCAAUGGUGCUGUGACUCGGCUGCACGAAUCCUUUGUGAGCGUUUUACUCUGAAGGUUUAGGAUGUGAUAUGUGACGCUGUCGACCUGACGGGGAGCAUCUCUGGUCGGCUGACUGCAGAGGAGAAAAAAAAAAAAAGCAAACCAAACAUCUGGUGCGAUGCUGGCGUGUCUCAUUCCAGGAUGCUGCGGUCUCCGCCGUGACCAAUGAACAAAACGCAGGGAGAAAAGGCGACGUCGAAUUAUUAACACGGGCAUUACAGGACACGGUUACACCUCCUGGUUAUUCAAUCUUUUUCCUUUCUGAAGCAUCUUCUCGAGUCUGUUACAAAGACGAGUCCCUGUGCUGGAGUCUGCAGCGAUGCCUUCCUGCAUCACACUCGCUCCUCCUGUCUGCCAUUCCCAUCUCCACCGACUGUAAAAAAAAAAAAAAAAAAAAAAUCUUGUUUUUUCCUCUCUCUCUCCCCGGAUUGCCUCCAUCUUUGUGUUGCA
This is a messenger RNA of Salarias fasciatus (jewelled blenny), 3112 nucleotides long. RefSeq names its product cyclin-dependent kinase 17-like. Gene Ontology annotation, cellular component: nucleus; cytoplasm. Gene Ontology annotation, biological process: protein phosphorylation. The record is from RefSeq and is a predicted model, not a curated record. The transcript has 17 exons. The coding region runs from base 399 to 1979 and encodes 526 amino acids. Gene Ontology annotation, molecular function: ATP binding; cyclin-dependent protein serine/threonine kinase activity. Lineage: Eukaryota; Metazoa; Chordata; Actinopteri; Blenniiformes; Blenniidae.